Lates calcarifer (barramundi perch) is the source of this 974-nucleotide messenger RNA. RefSeq names its product upper zone of growth plate and cartilage matrix associated a (gene ucmaa). NCBI's taxonomy places the organism in Eukaryota, Metazoa, Chordata, Actinopteri, Centropomidae. The record is from RefSeq and is a predicted model, not a curated record. The transcript has 5 exons. The coding region runs from base 99 to 497 and encodes 132 amino acids. Gene Ontology annotation, biological process: embryonic skeletal system development; regulation of osteoblast differentiation. Gene Ontology annotation, cellular component: extracellular matrix.
ACUCCUUUCCUCCCUUCCCUCCCUCAUCUUUCUCUCCUCUCUUAGUUGACUUAGGUGUGCUGUCAAGUCCAGUAGAGUUCUUGCCUCAGUCUUUCAAGAUGUCCUGGACCCGGGUCUUUGUCCUCUCUUUGCUCACUACCCUCCUCAUCCUCACCUUUUUCAGUGUGGUGGAAAGUGCAGCAGUACGGGACGACUCAAAACCAUCCGAUCGUACAGGUGCAGCGCGGCAGGUGUUCAUGCCUGAGUCAGAAGCCUCCAACUUCUUCAAACGCCGUAGUCGCCGCUCUGUCCGAUACUACGAGCAGCUGGCUGAGCAGAGGGUAAAGAUGGCAGCGAAUGAGCGGAGGAGGGAGCACAAUGAGGAGCAGAGGAAUGAGUAUGAGAAUUACGUCGAGGAGGAUCGUGAUGAGGUAAAUGAGAGAUCAAGGGAGACACAGGAGCAGCUGCGAGAAUAUCACUAUGAUGGCCGCUAUCCUCGCUAUCACUGGUUCCACUGAGCAACCGCAGUCAUGUGGGGGGUCGGGCUACAGCACCUGUCAUCGGAGCAGCAGUAAUAGUGCCAUCACUUUCACCCUUUACCAAAGGUCAAGUUAUCGCCACAUUUUCUACUUUAAUCAAGUUAAAAGUUUUCUUUUCUUUCGCUUUAUUUUUAUACAACCUAAACUGUGCAAUAUGUGUCUCCAUGUCAAACUGUAAAGCAUAUUCAAAGUGCAGUUUUUUAUUGUAAGCUAAGCAUUAUCACAUUCAAUGGAGGCUAUAUGUUUUGCAUGCUUGUUUUUCAGCCUUUUACAUGUACAUACAAGCUAUACAAUGUCUUCUAUGUCAGCCUGAGGCAUUAGUAACAACAAAUCAACCUUGUGUAAUGUAUUAACAAUUGACUUGUUUUACCACAGGGGGAUUUUAGUUUUAUUUUUGCUAAGAAACUGACUUCAUUUCUUUAAGACAAAAUGACAAAUAAAGAUAAGUUUCCUGAA